Molecule: messenger RNA, 4348 nt
Organism: Amoebophrya sp. A120
Lineage: Eukaryota; Dinophyceae; Syndiniales; Amoebophryaceae
Source: the annotation of a GenBank genome assembly
CUUUUUUGAUCAGUUGCGUCGUCGACUGACAACACAAAACCGACCUCCCCUGGUGGUUUUUCUUACUCGCGUUCCAACUACGUACAUUUUUCAUCAACGUGCGAGAAGCAAAAAUUCCAAUACCACAAGACUCGUCCACGACCUCCGGGCAAGCAGGAAGACGGAGCUGACGCCAGCACUGCGAACGCACCAAUUGCGCAGAGAUCAAAGACGCAACCAGGUACUAUGUGCUGCUUUAUUUGAUAGAUAUUGAUGAAGUUGUUGAAACUCUUCAAACAGCCCCGCUUUCUCAUUCGCACCGAAUCACUACAAGAAGUUGUUUCUGUUGUAGUUAUGCCAGAGAAGAGCUUGUAAGAAGUACUUAGCUCUGCCUACUUCUUACACGGGCACUCGCACUGUGACUACACCGGAGCAGAGCGUACAACCCACUUCUACAGCGGGAUGAUUAAAACGUUUUCCAAUCCUCACACUGGAACACCGCACAGGACCACGAGAAGAUGAAGCAGCUCUUGUCCCACUGGAGCUACUCCACACGGAUGAGCAAGAAGAACAAGCUGCACAGCAUGAUUCUCGGCCCGCUCCUCGGCCUGUUUCAUCUCCAGAGCGGGCUACUGGGGCACAAAAAUUUGAUGGUAGUUGUUUCCGCCUCCGCGGCCGACCUGGUGUCAGGAGGACAUCAUGACGAGCAACUGCACGACAAGAACGAAGACCUACUUGUUCCUACGACCACUGUAUCAAAUGUAAAAAUGUCUGGGUCUGGAAGAGUGGAACUUGUAAUGCGUAUUUCAGAACACAGAAAAGUCUCUCAUGCAUACGUAGCAAAAGCUCCCACUUUUUGUCAGAAAAAUAGGGGACUUGUCAUGCGGAUUCGGCAUUGCGGAAGGUUCUCGAAACCUGUGAUGCUAGAGCUUCCAUGCCAGACCUUCUGUGUCAUGCAAAAACAGCAUGACUCUUCCAGACCCAGACAUUUUUGCAUUUGAUACACUGCCACUGCUACCUCCAUGCUUCCGACGCCGGUUGACGACGACGACGAUUUCGUGAAUGCCGAGGACGUAUGAAUUGCAAAAGACUCGUACUCGUGUAAAUGCAUUACAAAUACAAACUUCCUCAGCUGCAUGGGAAAUAAAAUCUGUAUCUGUAAUGCGGAUCUACCCUAAGAAACAGAUUUGUAAAUGCAUGACUGCAAUGAUCACUACGAGUGCGACACUUUUGCACAGCAUAGGACGAUGACGAGAGCGACUGGGACUUUGAGAGCUGCAUGGAAAAUGAACGUCUGACAUAUCGCAAGAAAAAACUGUUUCAGUGUAAACUUGUAAUGCAGAAAAUGUAUGUGAGAAGUGUUUGUCUUGCUACACAUGCAAGACAAUGGAUUUUUAGCUGUGUUUUCCCUUUGGAAUCUCGCAUGGCAAAUUUUCUUUAUGAUGUAGAGCAAACUUGUGAUGCAAAACUUGCAAAAUCCUUACAGUGAAGCACUUUUUUCGUACGAUAUGACACGAGCAAAGUUUGAUGCCGACAGGCGGCUGCCGGGCACGGAGAAAGAUGUUGUGCCCUCCGCCAUGCUAUCAACUGCAAAUAUGGCUGGUUCUGGAAAAGUGCACGGUUUGUCAUGCUAGGCUAGCAAGAUUUUUAAGUCUGUCAUGUACGUUACCCAAAAGCGCUAUUUUUCUGUGAUGCAGAACGCAGUUUGUCAUGCAGAAUAGGCAACACUUGGAAGCUCAGAAACUUGUCAUGCUGAGCCAUCAACAUUUGUGGCCUCCACAUGCUAAGUCACUCAGCAUUACAAUUUUCCAGACCCAGACAUAUUUCCAGUUGAUACAUGCUGCAGCGGAAGCUCUUGCCCGAGGACACUAGCACAGCAGGAGUUCUUGCAGGAGCCGCGUGGAACAACACUUCCGCUUCAGACGAAGAUCCUUCCGCUUUGCUGCAACUGACAGAGCGCGAGCGGAAUGAGAUUGAGAACAAGAAGAAGAAGAAGGAUUGUUGCGGACCAGACGAAAAGGACUACAGCGAGUCUGUCGAGGCGGGAAAAGGAAAUGCUUGCGGGAAAUGCUGCGGAAAGGCGAACGGCAAAAACUGGGCGAAAACCAUGUUCGCGAAAAACAUGAGGGUGAAGGUGAAAGAUUCCUGGUUCAAAGUGGUGGAGAACGGCGUUUACAAGGGGAGAUCCCGGUAUGGGAGUGUCAGGAUCGAAAUCGUCCAAGUUGAAACGGUUGAAGUUGAAAUAGUUUGUCAUGCAUAAAAUGCAACGCAAAAAUUGCCUCUCAUGCAGAGGACGCAAGAGAGGCAGACUGUAGUACUGGCAAGGGUCGAGAAUUGGGCUGCUGAUUAGCAUCACAGAGGAGAGCCCUUUUGCCCUAAACAGCAUGACAAACUGGCUUCCUGCACGGACAAAAAUUGUCAUGCGCCGACUAGAAACUGUGGGUCCAAUUGGUAUCGAUUUUAUGCAUUACAAGUAAUUCCAACUUUGUCGAUUUCGAUCCUGACAGUUCCAUACCCGGGGCGCUGGCUACACGCUUGCCGUGGUGAAAAUGGUGCGGAAGAGCGACAAACAGCCAUACAUAAUGAAGGUUUACCGCGCUAUCGAGGGCCCGACCGACACACUGCGCAAAAAGGGCGACCGACACAAAAUGAAGCACCGGUUCAAUUACUACAGAAAUUUGCGUUGGGUCACCAGGUCGGUCAACAAGUACUACGAGGACCACUACCGCGGUGCGGAGCCGGAUGGCGACCCAGCGUAUCUGCAUUUCGAAACGCUGGCGGACGAGGCGGUCAAAAUGGAAGCCCCUCUGUACUUUGAAGAUCUGACCAAGAAAAAGCGGGCGCGGCGCGCGGACGAGCGCGAUGUCAUUCCCCUCAGCGAUGACAAAGACGGCGCGGAGAUGAUGGUAUCGUAAGGGAAAAUCCCCCCCUCCUCCCCAUAGCGAAACACGACACGACCAAAGAACCUUUUCAAUCCUGAUUUGUGAGGACCACGACACAUCGUCGUCCCUGUCUACUUGCAGUGAGGCAACUUCUACCCCAGUGCAGGCUUCGCCGCAUUAGGGAGGCAGAAGUCGGUUGUAACGCUGUUGAGCACAGCACUACAGCGCAGACGCCCUUGCCGUGCUAGGCGCCUACGUCAAAACCUCUCUGCAGCUCAGGCUUGGGGUUACUUAUAUGCCCAGUAUACUAGUAGUAGGAGGCGGAUCUUCUGUGGUCUUGCAGUGUGUAGUGGCUACUGCAUGACAUCAAAUCGAAUUUUUGUACCCGCACCCGCAAAUCCAAAUCCGGCAUAAGGAAGGAAACGUCGUUUUGAACUGGGGACGAGGGGGGAUUUUUCAUUUUGAUAGAUGGGCCUUUUGGUCCGGUCCUCCUGCCUAUGCAUUGCAAAAGUAUCGUACUAGUAUAAACCAGCCAUGCUCCGGCUGCCGCCGGAGCGCAAGGCUGUGGGGCCGAGGCAAGAAUGUUUGCCGAUCGGACCACAACGCUACGGGCCUUUGCACAACGAAACAUACUGGAUUCCAGCCGCCCGUUUGCGCCGCGCCAAAUCGCAGGACCACUUGCGCGCUUCCCGCGCCUGGGGGCGCUCUGCGCAGGGAGCAGCUGCAAAGAACACCGGGGGCGAACAGAAGCCGCCCGGCGGGAGAGGGUAGCGCGAGAGGGUGGCGCGAGAGGGUUGCGCGAGAGGGUUGCGCGAGAGGGUGCGCGAGAGGGUGGCGCGAGAGGGUGGCGCGAGAGGGUACGCGAGAGGAUGGCGCGGAAAGGCGCCGAAGAAAACAAGUCCGCGAAUGGCCUGCAAUGGCAAACAUUGGCAGACCCUCUUUUUGACCUCUUUUAAGGGUCCCCGCUAAUAAUCCGGCUAUACUCGCGGGUAGAGGUCGACAGAGGUGGCCGAGAGGUGGCCAAGAGGGUCCGCGAGAGGUCGCCCCUUAUUCGCGCCACCUCCCUCCACCUCUGUCGACCUCUCGCGCCCCCUCUUUUUGACCUCUCUGCGCCCUCUGUGCCACUUAGGCGGCGCCUAAGGGUGGGCGCUUACUGGGGGCCUUAUUCGCGCACCCUCUCGCGGACCCUCUCGAACGGGGUCCCGCGCCACCUCUCCACCUCUGUCGACCUCUUUUCUACCUCUGUCGACCUCUUUUUGACCUCUCGGCCACCUCUCUGGGACCCUCUGACUGUCUACCUCUUUUUCCGCAUGAAUAUAAUGUAUAGUAAUCGCAUGACAAAUUUGCUCAGCAUGAGAAAUAAAAUUUGUCAUGGUGUUUCACCUUGAAACGGAGAUUUGUAAUGCAUGACUGCCAUUACUACGAGUGCGAUACUUUUGCACAGGAUACUGCCCGGAUGGGAUCGUGAAGCCGAUGAAGGACAUCCG